Molecule: messenger RNA, 2074 nt
Organism: Acanthopagrus latus (yellowfin seabream)
Lineage: Eukaryota; Metazoa; Chordata; Actinopteri; Spariformes; Sparidae
Gene: drc2
Product: coiled-coil domain containing 65
Exons: 10
Coding region: 231-1691 (486 amino acids)
Biological process (GO): axonemal dynein complex assembly; cilium-dependent cell motility; regulation of cilium movement
Cellular component (GO): axoneme; axonemal dynein complex
Source: RefSeq, a predicted model, not a curated record
AUCGUGUCCGUCUCUCGGCUCGUCUUCUCUCCGGUGUGCAGCUGAGCUCGACGCUGACGUCACUCUGCGGUAUGUUUGUGUACCUGUGUACGUCAUAAAGAACAUGUGAGUCUGAUAUGUUUCCUGCUGCGCUCACCUGGUGGAAACUCACCUGAGAGAUGACGUAUGGACCCUUCAGGUGUUCUGUGGUCGGAUAUAAAGCAGCAGAGUGAAGAGGAAGAGGAGGGAUCAUGCCGAAGAAAGCGAAGAAAGGUGGAGGUAAAGGUGGAGGAAAGACGGAGGAGGAGAGGCUGCUGUACCUGCAGCAGAAAGCUCAGGCGGAGGAGGAGAUGGCCAGGCAGAAAGAGGAGAUCCUCACACAGUUCCUGAAGGACAAGUUGCAGAGGGAGGAGAGGAACACGGCGGUGAACCUGCUGAAGCUGAACGAAGGCUGGAGGUCGAUCCUGCGUCAGACUCGGACCGUCGAGCUGCGUGAAGACAUCGCGGUGCUCAGUCAGACGUUUGAGAGACGCCUGGACGCCCUGGACAGCAUCAUCAGGAAUCUGGAGGGCGACCUGCAGGAGGCGGAGCGUCAGGCAGCUCAGGUGCGGCGGCUUCACCUGCAGCAUUUGGAGCGUCUGCGUGCUCAGCGAGACAAACGGCUGAUGUUUGUGCAGCAGCAGUGGGAGGACGGCCUGCAGCACCUCAGCUCCAUGUUCAGCUCUGAGAGGAAACAGACGCAGGCCAGCCGUCUGCAGCAGCGAGCUGAUCUGGAGGACGCCAUGUUCUCUUUAGAGCAGCAACACAAAGCGGCGAUGGACGAGAUCCACACGCUGUACAAAGACAGCAUCGCGGCGUACGAGAGCGCUCAUGACGACAGGGUAGCUGCUCUGGUCCAGGAGAACGAGCACAAGCUGGAGGAGAAGAACCUCCAGAACCAGGAGCUAGUGCAGAUCUGCAGUGAUGAAGCUAAGAAGGUCGAUGAUCUGAUCGCCAACAACCAACGACUCAUCCAGAAGACCAACGCAGACAUGAGGAACGUCAAGAAUCUGCAGGAUCUUGUCAUCCAGCUGAGGGACAGGCUGAACUCCAGAAAGAAAAAGAACCAGCUGGUGGAGCAGGACCUGACGGCCGCCAGAGACCAGAUGAAAAGAAAGACUCUGGAGCUCCGGGAGCAGCUGACUCGGACUCAGAAGGAGGCGAGGAAACAGCUCGUCGACCUCUCCGUCCAGGGCCACAACGCCACCAAGAGACUGGAGGCCGUCAUCGCCAAGGGGGAGAAGGUUCUGAACGUGGCUGACAUGUGUCAGAAGCUGGAGAACAGGCAGAGGAACCUCUCAGCAUUGUUCUCUGCAGAGGAUCAUAGAACACAGACGCAGGAUCCAGCAGAGGUAGGACGUGAUCCGAGCUGCAACCAUUCAACGGGGGCGCCAGCGUUCCCGGAGCUGCAGCAGGUGACGAGGAGCAUCAACUCUGCCGUGCUGCAGCGAGAAGCUCUCAAGAAACACAAACACGACCUGACCAGAGAGAACCAGCAGCUGAGACUUCUGCUGCGUCAGCACCUGGACAACAUUACGGUCAGCGACAGCGCCCUCGAUGGACCCCGCGGUCUGCUCGCCGUGAGCCAGGCGCCGACCACCACGACUCCACUGGACAACAAGAGACGCCACACUGUCAUCGAGGGCGUCCACGCCGUCAAACACUCACUGUAGAACUCCUGUUCACCAUGACUUAAACAGCACGACUUCACCAGCUGUUAAAGGUCCAACUGAGCGAUGGCGGAUUGUUGAGUCUCAUCCCAACUCGUCACAUACUGACUCUGGAUUGGUCGAUCGGGCCAAAGCGUCAGUAUUUUAGAUGAGACAAGCAACCAUCUACAGUUGGGUCAGUUUGUUGUUAACACUCAGUUUGAUUGAACGUUUUCUUUCAUGACGUAUUAAAUAAAUUUUACUCAUGUUAAAGGUUAUGAAUUAACAUCUGAAGGCCGUCGUCAGAUCACCUUCGUCAGGUGUGUCCAACUUUGUUUCAUUGUCUCAAAUCUGAACAUGUUUGAUCAAAGCUGAAACAAAUAAACUGCUGGGUGUUCCUGAACGCA